This is a messenger RNA of Sarcophilus harrisii (Tasmanian devil), 5017 nucleotides long. It is a transcript of the gene TRPC1, whose product is annotated as transient receptor potential cation channel subfamily C member 1. Gene Ontology annotation, biological process: manganese ion transport; calcium ion transmembrane transport; regulation of cytosolic calcium ion concentration. The record is from RefSeq and is a predicted model, not a curated record. The coding region runs from base 1064 to 3760 and encodes 898 amino acids. Gene Ontology annotation, cellular component: cation channel complex; membrane. Gene Ontology annotation, molecular function: inositol 1,4,5 trisphosphate binding; store-operated calcium channel activity; protein binding. The transcript is spliced from 13 exons. NCBI's taxonomy places the organism in Eukaryota, Metazoa, Chordata, Mammalia, Dasyuromorphia, Dasyuridae.
CCUGUACCUCGAUGACAGCUGUUUCUCCUAGCCCCCCUUGAGGUCCUCGUGGGUCUCCUUGCCCCUCCCUGCCCCCCGCUCCUACUCCGAGCUUUUGAUUCUCCCUCCUCCCCUCCCCUCUCCCUUGCUUCGCAUUUAUCCCGGGUUCCCCUUUUCCCCUUGCGCUCCUUUCCCACCCUUCCCCCAGCUCCUCGGGCUCAUCUCUCUGCCCUCCCUUUCCCCCCCUCCAUGCUCCCCUCGAUAUUUUCCCUAUCCUUAAUUGAGCUCCUUACCCCGUUGCCGUGCCCCUCCCUUUCCCCGAUCCCCUGCGCCCCUCUCCCGGCCUCCUCCCUCUUCCCCCGCUCCUCGAGCUAGCUCUUUCCCCCACUUCCCCGCCCCUCGCUCUCCCUACACCUCCUUCCCCGCACCCGAACCGUUUCUCCGCUGCACCAGCCCCUCUUUUCCCGGCUGCGCCCCUCUCGCACUGCUCUCCCUGGAGCUCCUGCUGCGCCCCCUCAUCUGAGCGCACUUUCGGCUGCUUCCCCUCUGCCCGCUUUCCCCAGUGGGCGCACUUCCUUUCCCACAUCCCGGGCUCCGCGGGGCACUCCCUUUCCCUUCCCCGCAUCCCGGGCUCCGCGUCUGGGCUGCCCUUCCUUCCCCUCAUCCUGGUCUCCGCGCGCUGCUCUUUUUCCUUUCCGGGCUCCGCGCCCAUACUCCCGCUCCCGCAUCCCGGGGUCUGUGCUCCCGCUCCCCGGGGUCUGUGCUCCCUCUCGCGCAUCCCGGGGUCUGUGCUCCCUCUCGCGCAUCCCGGGGUCUGUGCUCCCUCUCGCGCAUCCCGGGGUCUGUGCUCCCUCUCGCGCAUCCCGGGGUCUGUGCUCCCUCUCCCGCAUCCCGGGCUCCGCUCCCGCGCUCCCUUUCCCAGACGCCGGGCGCCGCGCCGGCCUCCCUGCCCUCUUUCCCACAGUCUCGCAGGCGCUCCCUCGCCCACUCCGCGUCGCGGGCCACCCUCCCCCGAGCCUCUCCCCCCCCCAGCCCCCGCCGAGUCCCUUGAGUCCCGCUCCCUCGGGCCGUCCCAGGGGUGGGGAUGGGGCUGGAGAUGGGCAUGGGCAGGGAGGGGCGUCCGGCCCCGGGCCGCGCAUGCGCUUUCCCAUCCCCAGCUGGCGGGUGUGGGGGACGAUCGCCUGUCAGUGGAGCUCUGGCAGCUCGUGCACUGACGCCGGUGGCUCCGGAGCAGCCGCGCCACGAGGGGACCGUGGAAGCUUCUCAGCUUCUCUCCAGCCACGGGGCGGAGUGGGGGUCGGGGCUGGGGCCGGAGGAAGUCCCCCCUCCGUCCCCGUCCCCUUCCCCGUCCCCGUCCCCGUCCCCGUCCCGGUCUCCGUCCCCUUCCCUACCCCCUGGAUCCCCCCUUUCAUGGGCCGCCAUCAUGGCGGCUCUGUACCAGAGCUCGGACCUCUCGGGCUCCUCCGAGUCCUCCUCCCCGACCAGGCUCCUGGCUCUGAAGGACGUGCGGGAGGUGAAGGAGGACACCACACUAGAUGAGAAGCUCUUCCUGCUGGCCUGCGACAAGGGUGACUAUUAUAUGGUUAAAAAGCUCUUGGAAGAAAACAGUGCAGGUGACAUGAACAUAAAUUGCGUAGAUGUGCUUGGAAGGAAUGCUGUUACCAUAACUAUUGAAAAUGAAAACUUGGAUAUUCUACAACUUCUUUUGGACUACGGUUGUCAGUCCACAGAUGCACUUUUGGUGGCUAUCGACUCUGAAGUAGUGGGAGCUGUUGAUAUCCUACUUAAUCAUCGACCAAAACGAUCAUCAAGACCAAGUAUAGUAAAACUAAUGGAGCGAAUUCAGAACCCUGAGUAUUCAACAACUAUGGAUGUUGCUCCAGUCAUUUUAGCUGCUCAUCGUAACAACUAUGAAAUUCUUACAAUGCUUUUAAAACAGGAUGUAUCUCUACCCAAACCCCAUGCAGUGGGUUGUGAAUGCACACUAUGCUCUGCAAAAAACAAGAAGGACAGUCUAAGACAUUCCAGGUUUCGACUUGAUAUCUAUCGUUGUUUAGCCAGUCCAGCCCUAAUCAUGUUAACAGAAGAAGAUCCAAUUUUAAGAGCAUUUGAACUUAGUGCAGACUUAAAAGAGCUAAGUCUUGUGGAGGUGGAAUUCAGGAAUGAUUAUGAAGAACUAGCUCAGCAAUGCAAAAUGUUUGCCAAAGAUUUGCUUGCCCAGGCACGGAAUUCACGGGAGCUAGAAGUCAUCCUAAAUCAUACAUCUAGUGAUGAGCCUUUGGAUAAACGGGGACUUUUAGAAGAAAGAAUGAAUUUAAGUCGUUUAAAACUUGCUAUCAAAUAUAACCAAAAAGAGUUUGUUUCUCAAUCUAACUGUCAGCAGUUCCUCAAUACGGUUUGGUUUGGACAAAUGGCAGGUUACCGGCGUAAACACACCUGUAAGAAGAUUUUGACAGUUCUGACAGUUGGCAUCUUUUGGCCAGUCUUAUCACUCUGUUAUUUAAUAGCUCCCAAAUCUCAAGUUGGUCGAAUCAUCCACACCCCUUUUAUGAAAUUUAUUAUUCAUGGAGCUUCAUAUUUUACAUUCUUGUUGUUGCUUAAUUUGUACUCCCUGGUCUACAAUGAGGAUAAGAAAAACACCAUGGGACCAGCCCUUGAAAGGAUUGAUUAUCUUCUUAUUAUAUGGCUGAUUGGAAUGGUGUGGUCAGAUGUUAAAAGACUCUGGUAUGAUGGAUUGGAAGACUUUUUAGAAGAAUCUCGUAAUCAACUCAGUUUUGUCAUGAAUUCCCUUUAUUUGGCAACCUUUGCCCUCAAAGUUGUUGCUCAUAACAAGUUUCACGAUUCUGCUGAUCGAAAGGAUUGGGACGCAUUUCAUCCUACAUUAGUGGCAGAAGGUCUUUUUGCUUUUGCUAAUGUUCUGAGUUACCUCCGCCUCUUUUUUAUGUAUACGACAAGCUCCAUCUUGGGGCCAUUACAGAUUUCAAUGGGGCAAAUGUUGCAAGACUUUGGAAAAUUUCUUGGGAUGUUUCUCCUCGUCUUGUUUUCCUUCACAAUUGGACUGACCCAACUAUAUGACAAAGGCUAUACAGGUCCUCAAGAACAGAAGGACUGUGCUGGAAUCUUCUGUGAACAGCAAAGCAAUGACACAUUCCAUUCGUUUAUUGGCACUUGCUUUGCUUUGUUUUGGUAUAUUUUUUCUUUAGCACAUGUAGCAAUCUUUGUCACAAGAUUUAGCUACGGUGAAGAAUUACAGUCUUUUGUUGGAGCUGUUAUUGUUGGCACAUACAAUGUCGUGGUUGUUAUCGUUCUUACCAAAUUAUUAGUUGCCAUGCUUCAUAAAAGCUUUCAGCUGAUAGCAAACCAUGAAGACAAAGAAUGGAAAUUUGCCCGUGCUAAGUUGUGGCUUAGCUACUUUGAUGACAAAUGUACACUACCUCCGCCUUUCAAUAUUAUUCCUUCUCCCAAGACCAUUUGCUAUCUACUAAGUAGUCUCAGUAAGUGGAUUUGCUCUCAUACAUCAAAGGGCAAAGUCAAGCGGCAAAACAGUUUAAAGGAAUGGAGAAACCUGAAACAAAAAAGAGAUGAAAACUACCAAAAAGUGAUGUGUUGCUUAGUCCACCGUUAUUUAACUUCCAUGAGACAGAAGAUGCAAAGCACAGAUCAAGCAACUGUAGAAAAUCUCAAUGAAUUACGCCAAGAUCUAUCAAAAUUCCGAAAUGAAAUAAGGGACUUACUUGGCUUUCGGACUUCUAAAUAUGCUAUGUUUUACCCAAGAAAUUAACUUAUUUCUAUGCCAUGAAUAUUUAUAUAAUUUGCAACUAAAUUUAUUAAGGUAUGGGUUGGAAUGUAGAAAUAAUGUCAAAGCCAUUCUUUACAGACUUACAGGUUAAUUAUGUAUAUUAUAUGAAAUAUGUAUAUAGUUUUAAAAAUUUACUGAACAUGGAUUUUAGUAGGAGUAAUUUAGCAGACAGAAUUUUCUAACUUUUUGCUUUACUUUCUCAUUCUUGUUUUUUGGGGGGAGGGGAGAUAAUUGUGACAUAUCCGUUGUUCACAAGCUAUAUCAAAUACUUAAAAGUAAAUGUGGAUUGAUCUUACUCUGUGAGAUACAUAUGAAAUGUGGAAGUAUUGAUUUUAAGAAUGUAAAAAAUUAGCAUGAUAUAGCUGAGUUUAGUAUUCAUUUUUUAGGAAUUCAGCUUAUUUGGGCUAUUGUAAUCAUUUUCUUUAAUCUGGGGAAAGCUCCUAGAACUUUUAAAACUAAAACCAAAAAUUAAGGGUUUCGAGUGGUUUUCUUUUUAGUUACAAUAUAAUUUUUGUUUCUGUGAACAAAGAGAAUCUGCUUUUCCAACAAUAUUUAUUGCAGAGGCAUAUUUUAUAUUUGAACUAUCUUUGAUUUAUUGUGUUAAAUAUCAAAAUAUUUUAUGCAGUUUAACAUAGCUUCAACAAGUAUGACUUUGUGCGUAUUUGAAAAUUAUUCUUCCUGUUUAUAAUGGAAAAUGUUCUUUUCUUUUUUUGCUGAAGAGUAUAAUAUAUUUGGUUAUUUUGUGUUUUGUAGAGAAUAUAAUUAAUUUUUUUUAAUCUGUUGUACUCCUGCCAUAGAAUUGAAGGGUGGGAUUUCCGUUAAGUGGAAGUUAAACAUAAUCUUCUCACUUGAAUGUUAGUUAGUCUUAUGGACAUAGGGUGCAGGUAGCCUUAGGUCUAUAAGCAUUAUUGAUCCAGGGAUCACAAAAUAGAGGUUUUAGGUAUAAUAUGUUUUUUCUUUUUUUCUUUUUUAAUGGAAUUACUAAACUGUAAGUGCUCCCUCUUUGGGGUGAAUUCUUAUAAAAUAUUUAUUGUAAAAUUAUAUAUUUUGUCUACUAUAAAAUUAUGCACAUCCCAUUUGGGAUUUAAUAUCAGGAUUUUCAUUUAUUGCAAAAAUAAUAUAUAGUAAAAAAAAAAGAUACUUAUUGAGCACCUAGUGUGUGCAUGAAUUACUUAAGGGAGUAUAUUUUGAAUGAUAGCAUUGUAAGAAAAAAAUAAUAAAAUUUGACUUUGGAUUAUA